AUGCUCCCUGACGAGAUUAGACAGCUAGCUCAAAGCCGACCGGAACAGUCUGGCUGGUUCCGUGCGACAUGCUAUAAUCCACGAACGCUCUGCGGUGUCAUUGCUAUUUUCAAUUGGCAAGCAAUCAUACCGGAUGGUUCCCGAAGUGGCUUGCGUGGUUCACGGGAAAGCGGUAAUGAUAUCGAUCAGGACGCUGAUGGACCAUUCUUCCUUUUCAGCCAUUCCGACGAUAUCGGUGUCGUAGGCCUCUGCGAAUGCAUUGAUUUCGAUACACUGCUCAAGAGCCAGCUUUCUCAAGCUUUCGAGAUCGCAAAGAGGCAUGUUGCAGACUGCCACAAGGAUCUCGAGCCAUUAUCUCAUUGUCGGGCCAUGUGGGACAUAGUACUCUCCUGCAUCAUUGAUCCGGGAACUCGACCUAGCCGAAGGAGAGACCGUGAAGAUUGGUAUGGCUCAGCCUCCUUCAUUGAAGCCGGACAGGAGAUUUUUCGCGAGCUUUGGGGGCUUUCUCGGCCAGACUUCCCAACAAAUCAUAGGACACGCACCAACCCGACCUUUAUUUCUCGACAUGAGUUUGCAAAGGUACAAUCACAAGCGCAACAUCCCAACGACACGGCGAUGGCCGAGUAUUAUCUCAAGUCAAGGACUACCAUGUUGGAAGGCAUUUUGUCCAUGGCCCUGAUAUCGACCGAUAUUCGACUGGAUGGCGAUAGAUAA
This is a messenger RNA of Pestalotiopsis fici W106-1, 714 nucleotides long. RefSeq lists its product as uncharacterized. The coding region runs from base 1 to 714 and encodes 237 amino acids. Lineage: Eukaryota; Fungi; Ascomycota; Sordariomycetes; Amphisphaeriales; Sporocadaceae. The transcript has a single exon. The record is from RefSeq and is a predicted model, not a curated record.